AUGAGAAUAAACUUACUAAUUAUGAUGCUACUGAGCGAUCAAAUAUAUGGAAAGUUUACUUUUGAGAACAUUGAAGAAGUACAAAGAACCACAAGAGUAGGGUCUUCUAAGAAAGAAAUGGAAGUGAACCUUAAUGGGCCUUUAAACCUAUUGCGCGGCUAUAUUUAUGAACAGGAAGGGUAUAUGGCAAAUAAGCGGCUAUUUUCGCCUGAUAUAGUUGCAAACUUCUUGCUAGAGCCGAUUAGUGUGCCGGAUGCCUUUUGGCCUAACUUUAAGAUGACGGUUUCUCGAGCUAAAGACACCCAUUGGAAAACAAAGCAUUCAUCCGACCCAAUAGAAGUACACAAGAGAGUCUUUAAUAAAAUUUUAAUCAGUGCUUUCCCAUCAUCGGAUGGAGAUUACUCAAUAGAAGCAAUGAGAGAUGACUCGUUUUUUAGAUUUAUUCAGAAUGAAGCAGUUAAGCCUCACAUGCCACGCAUUAUGGCUGCGCUUUUUCUUUUAUCUGAGGGAAUAGAUGUGCCUAUUUUCUUUACACAAGAAAGAAAAGACUUUUGUCUUAUUAUGAAUGUAACAAAAGAAAUUUGCUUAAAUAUACCUAUGAGAGUUUCUUUCUUGAACUCAAAAACCAAUGAGCUAGUCCAUAGAGAACAAACAGAGGCAAGGGAUCUAAUACAAUUUUUUAAAGAUUGCUGUACCAUGCCAUAUCUUUAUGAUGUGUUUGGAAUUGAUGAGCCCAAUACAUUAGAAGAGUUUAAAAGUGGUGAAUUUCUUAAUAGCAUAAAGUUCUUUAUACAGGUGUAUAUAUUUAAGCUUGUAAACACUGUUAAGGAAGCACAAAGCAUUAUUGUGGCUGUGUAUGAAAUGCUAGAGUACUGCAUAAAUGAAGAAAAUCACAUUUUGGGGGAUGAAAACCAAAAAAGAGCAAGUGAAGUUCUUAAAAGGUGUUUUUCUCCUGCUUCGCAAGUUAAAAAAGAAAAUAUCUCAUAUUUUGACAGCAUAAAAGAGGUGAAAGCAUGCAUAGACAAGUACAACACAUUUCCUUUCGUGCAUGCUAAACAACUACCCGAAUUCAAAAGUAUUCCAAAGUAUAGCAGAACAAAUAAGGAGUUUUUUCCAAAAAGAAAUUGUUUUAGAAACUGUGUAGAGAAUAGCUUAUAUAUUCUUUUUUGCUGCUUUUCCUACUCUCCAGAAACACAGAGUCAUACGAUUGACCAUAUUAGAGAUCCUUCUCCAGAUCUAAAAGCAUUUUUUGCUAAUAACAAAUUGCUUAUGGAAGAUAUGGACUUAAAUCUACACAUGGAAUGGAGUAAAGUUGUUUCAGACUUAAGUUGUCCAGAGAUUUCCUAUAAAGAAGGGGGACAUAACAUAAGAGCCGGCCUUUUAAACAUGCUGUGUAUUCUUUUGCAGAUUUCUGGGUAUUAUGAAAAGUUAAAAGAUGAACAUUUAGGCUACUUUACCCAAAUCAAUAGGAAUGCGCCAAUUAGCAGCCAACUGCGUAGAGACAUUCAGCAGUACACGGAAAAAGUCUUCACACUGCUUUCUAAUAACAAAAAUAUAUCUGUGCUUUUUGAGGAUUUUAUAGUAGACUACAGAACCGAUGAUAAAGUUGACGUAUUUGGAACUAUCUCCAUUAAAUAUAGUGUUAAUGAGAUAAAUUGUGGAAUACAGCUCUACUUAAAAAGCGGGCAUGCAAAAAUUUCUCUUCUUCCACAAAACAGAGCAGACACAAUUUCCCUGCCCUCUUCUCUCCAGUCUUUGGAAAAUAUGCACAAAAGAGAAAACUGUUUUAUUGGCCAUUUGGUUUCUCGCUAUAUCAGAUCUUCUAUAACAUGCAUUAAUGAAGAUGCAAUGUCAGAGUCAGUUCCAAAAGAUGUGAUUAGAGAGCUUUCCUAUACAGAUUUUCACUCUAUGAACGCUUUGCUUAUGGCAGGGAAAAUACAAAGCAUUAACUACAAAAAGAAUCUUAUACACUGCCUCGUGGCAUAUACAAUUGAAAAGAAGAUCGAUGCAGAACAUCCUGUGGCCCGGUUUAUUCACAACAUUUUAGGAAGCGUUCUUCUGUCUAAUUAUUGCACACAGCUAAAUAUGCUUUCCAGCGUAAUAUACAAUGGAUCCUACAAAAAGUGCUUUCCCAGCGUAAAAAUCCCUGAAAGCCUAUAUUUAAAAAUAGGGGUAUACAACGCCACAGAAAACAAAAAUAUUUUUAGUCAUAUUUUAGAGAGAGGCGAUCCAGAAAUUCUUCUCAUGGCUCUAGAUACGUUUAUUAAACUGGAAAAGAGCUAUGGGUCUGCGAACGUUCCAUUUUUAUCAAAAGAGCUUAUGGAGCCUAUGUUUGAUUGCAUAUUUAAAGAUGGAAACACUAUGCGAGCAGAAAAGCUUUUAUGUUUGAUAGAAAAGUACUGGUAUAAUAAAACAUAUGUAGCAGGCCUUCUACGAUUCAUAUGGCUUAUUUAUGCGUGUGAGAAAAUGGAUAUCAAGUAUGAAGUAAUUAGGUAUCUAUACACUAGGAUAAUUCCAUUAGACCUACAAUUGGAGCACAUAGGAUAUCUCUCGGACCGAAAAAACUUUAAAAAGGUUAUAUCUACUCUGAACACAAUGAAGAACGGCAUGUGUCUUGAAAAAGAUUUCCAAAAAUUAGAUAUGUUACUUUGCUUCUUUGAAAAAGUUGACAGCAUUUUAUGUGCUCAAGAAUACUAAGUAGCUAGACCAUUUAUUUAUACACUAGUGUGUUUAUAUUUUGUGAACUAUCUAUGUUCUAUUAAAAAUAAAAUAUUAUUUA
Messenger RNA from Nematocida parisii ERTm1, 2779 nucleotides. RefSeq lists its product as uncharacterized. The transcript has a single exon. Lineage: Eukaryota; Fungi; Microsporidia. Bases 1 to 2697 code for a protein of 898 amino acids. The record is from RefSeq and is a predicted model, not a curated record.